AAUCCGUCUUCGCGAUGUUAGGGUUUUAACUUUUAAAUCGUUGGCGUUUUACCUCUGAAAGAAAGACAACUUCAAUAGUGAUUGUUCAACGAAACGGUGCAAUCGAAAAUGAGGGAAACAGAAAGCACGGUCAAUCGUCUUGCCGAGAGUGAUGAAAACCCACCGCAAGACAUGGAGCUUAACCGCAAGCGAGAAGCGGAAUCUGAGAACCCCGAUUUGGCGGCUGUUAAGAAGCCGAGAGUCCACGCGGAAAACGCGGCUGAGAAGAGUGAUUCGGAUGUGAAAGAUGGGAAAUUUCUGGGAGAGGGAUCAAGUGAAAGGGGCGAGCGAAAUGAAUGUGCGGAGGAAGAUAUGAAGAAGGAGACGAGCUUGGAGAUUGAAGCGGAUGCCGCUGAAGAUAAGGGGUUAAGGCACUCCAUGGAAGAUGCUUGGGUGGUGCUUUUGGACGCUAGUCUCGGUUCUCCAGGCAAAUUGAGGUGUGCGCAUUUUGCGAUAUAUGAUGGGCAUGGAGGUCGGUUAGCUGCGGAGUAUGCCCAGAAGCAUUUGCACGAGAAUGUUCUGUCAGCUGGCUUACCACGUGAGUUGUUGGAUGUUAAAGCUGCCAAGAAGGCCAUACUUGAUGGGUUUCGGAAAACUGAUGAGUCACUUCUUCAACAAAGUGUCUCGGGGGCUUGGCUGGAUGGUGCAACAGCUGUCUGUGUUUGGGUAUUGGGACGAAAAGUUUUUAUUGCUAAUAUUGGGGAUGCAAAAGCAGUGUUAGCACGAUCUUUUGCUUCUGAUGGACUGAAUCAUUCUGACGGAGCUAGUCCAUUGAAGGCCAUUGUUUUAACAAGAGAACACAAAGCCAUCUUUCCACAAGAACGCACUCGCAUUCUGAAGGCUGGCGGGACUGUGACAAAUGGACGAUUACAGGGGCGCCUUGAAGUUUCUCGGGCUUUUGGUGAUCGCCAAUUCAAGAAGGUAGGGGUGGUUGCAACUCCAGAUAUUCAUUCUUUUGAUCUUACAGAGAAGGAGCACUUCAUAAUUCUUGGUUGCGAUGGCCUCUGGGGGGUAUUUGGACCUAGUGACGCUGUUGAAUUUGUUCAGAAAUUAUUGAAGAUAGAAUAAUUUGAACUGUGUAGCAGCCUGCCUCUCUGUUGGUCCCUUUGUCAUUGUUUAACACAACUGGUACUGGACAUUUUUUGUUUUACUGGUUUUUGGUCUGGUUAAGUGAAUGUGAAGAUGCUUCCACAACCUUCCCUGAUAGUAUCAUCUCCUAGCUAUGCUAGAAUAUGUGUCCUCACAGUAGUUAGUCGUAAGAAGAUGGUUCCCAUGGAACACCUCUGGGUUAGUUUAAUGAUAUAUUAUUCUGUUAUAGUUUGUAGCUCUGUCUCAAGCUUAUUUGGUUGGUUAGAUUUUUUACUUUUUAAUGAAAUUCUGUUUUGAUGGGUUGGAUGGCAUGGGAAUCGUAUCUAGUCUAUCUUAUCAUUUCUACCUGUUAUGUCCAUCUUGAACCAUGGAAUUUGAUUCACAGUUUCACACAGUUUGUUGUUGUUUGUGCAUUAUCAUAAAAUUUCUUUUGUACUGAUGGAAGGCAGAUAUUCCCAGGUGUUGCUUACAUGUGGAAGUUAGUUUGUAGUGUAUUGUAUAUGUAUGCUGUUGAACAUUCGCAAUUGACCUUCAACAACAUUUUGUAUUCUUCAAUAAAUGAUUAUAUAGAAGGCUAAAAAUACUU
Molecule: messenger RNA, 1714 nt
Organism: Tripterygium wilfordii
Lineage: Eukaryota; Viridiplantae; Streptophyta; Magnoliopsida; Celastrales; Celastraceae
Product: probable protein phosphatase 2C 8
Exons: 10
Coding region: 109-1107 (332 amino acids)
Biological process (GO): protein dephosphorylation
Molecular function (GO): protein serine/threonine phosphatase activity
Source: RefSeq, a predicted model, not a curated record